This is a messenger RNA of Chelonus insularis, 2438 nucleotides long. It is a transcript of the gene Cdk5alpha, whose product is annotated as Cdk5 activator-like protein. The record is from RefSeq and is a predicted model, not a curated record. The transcript is spliced from 4 exons. NCBI's taxonomy places the organism in Eukaryota, Metazoa, Arthropoda, Insecta, Hymenoptera, Braconidae. Gene Ontology annotation, biological process: axon guidance. Gene Ontology annotation, cellular component: growth cone; cytoplasm; protein kinase 5 complex. Bases 1268 to 2305 code for a protein of 345 amino acids. Gene Ontology annotation, molecular function: protein kinase binding; cyclin-dependent protein serine/threonine kinase activator activity.
GCAGCGCACGAUAGCGACGACGAACUCCGUCGACGCUUUCAUUUUGAUUUUGUGUUGACCGGGGUUCCGAAAAACGAUAAAAUUCCAAAAAUAAAUAGAAAAGUAUAUCUAGAAGUAGUGACAUAGCCAUUUUAAAUACAAGUUUGUGAAUUUUAGGAGUAAAGUAAUCAUUUAUUAACUAUUUUUAUCUAUGAACUCAAAAAUCAGAAAUAAAUCAUUUUCAAUAAUUAGUUUCAUUUAAAAAGUUGUUUAUGCGUUUUAUGAAUUAUGUAUAAGCUAUACAAUAAAAUCAUUCACUGUGAACGUGACGAAUUUUUGGUUUAAGUGAAUAGUGAUACGUCUUGAAAAGGUUUCUACAUAAGUAAUUUGAUGAACAGAAUUUAUCUAAUUAUUAAGUAAAAGCAUGCUUAAAAAAAAGUUUUAAAACUCAAUUUAUGAAAAUAACUAAAUUCAUUCGAGGGCUGAGAUUCAUGUUCGCCAUUUCGUCUACUUGUUUCUGAACUUAAUUCAUCCAUCAAAUGUUUGAUACUGCUACGUGAUUCAUAUCUAAACAUAAAAAGACAUAAUUACAUAGAAAAUAUUACCAGCAUUGUUAAUAAAAGAAAGCUACUCGUGUUUCCUUAUUUCGAAAACAAUUUCAAAUUUAAGUAGCAAUUUUUUCAAUUGAUUCGUUGCUUUUUGUGGCAGACGUACGUCUUGUUUUGUGUAUUGAUCGUACGCCAUAUUCGUCGCGGCGCGCUCUCCAUCGAGAGAGGGUGCGUAAGCGACGAGAGAAAUUUGAGGUGGUUAAGAGGACCGUGAAUAGUGUGUGGUGAUUAAGAAAAAAAAUCCUAUUAAAAAGGAAAGUACAAUAGAAACAUAAGAAAGAAACUUAUUGCAAGUAGUGUGUUAGAAAAAAAAGGUAAAAGGCGUCGCCAGGCUGGGAGGUCGUCUGAGUGAAGUGGUGGGUCCCGUCGUGGAGGAGGCCAUAGAGCCAGGGGAUGCAACCUCGCUGACGGGACCCUCAAGGGAAGCCUCGAUACCUAAGGCUCCUCCACCACCACCGCCUCCACGAAUUACUACUCCAAGUCCGUCUAGAUCGCCUCCCCCGACACCACCUUCACAACAAUCACAGCAACAACAUCAUCAACUCCAAAUACAUUUACAGUCACAUGGACAAACAUUAGUUAAAAGCCAAAGUCAAGCACAAAUUCAAAGCCAUUCUUGUUCGCAGCCACAUCAGCUGCAACAUCAAAUAAGUGAACCAAUACAAAAUCAAACUACAGUUAUGGGUACUGUCUUAUCAUUGAGUCCAAAAGACCGCCGGAGCUCUGUAUAUCCGCCGAUUGGUCAUCAACACUCGACAGAUUUCACACUCAAUAAUUUCAAUUAUGAGCAACUGAAUAAUGCCAAAAAUCGUGAAAAUAAAAAUGUCGUGGUUGUUGCGCCGGCAGCCACGGUGAACAAUCAUCCACCGAUAAAUAAUAAUAAUACUUUACAAAAUAUUAAUAUUAAUCUUAAUAACAAUGACAAUGCAAGAAUUAUUUCUGAAAAAAAUGCAUUAGAGAAAAAUUUAAAAAAGCACUCCUUAUUUAUUAAUGCUUGGUCUUGGAAACGAUUUAGUACAAUUAAUAAUAAUAAAAAGAAAUUGGAUAAUAAAAAUAAAAAUAUUACUUUUCGUCAACCAUUAGACAACAUUCCAAUUGUUGAUAAAAAUAAGAAUAUUCAAACUCCACAGACAAAAGCACCAACAUCAAAUAAUAAUCAUGCAAUGCACAAUCCCAAAUGUGAGAAGAUCGCAGAACGAUCUCAACCCGCAGGAUCUCGUAAAACAGUUAUCCAAGCAUCGACAUCAGAAUUGCUCAGAUGUUUUGGUGUUUAUCUUCAUGAAAAAUGUACACGAUUACGAGAUUUCCAAGCUGGCGAUGCUGUCAUGUGGCUUAGAACUGUCGAUAGAAGUUUACUUCUCCAGGGAUGGCAGGAUGUUGCUUUUAUAAAUCCGGCAAAUGUGGUAUUCGUUUAUAUGCUGGUGCGUGAAUUAGUAGAUGGUGAAGAAGCAUCAGAAAGAGAACUACAAGCUACUGUGCUAACAUGCUUGUAUCUAAGCUACAGCUAUAUGGGCAACGAAAUUAGCUACCCACUAAAACCAUUCUUGGUGGAAGACAGCAAGGACAAAUUUUGGGAUCGAUGUUUGUUGAUUGUCAAUCGACUAAGUUCCAAGAUGUUACGUAUCAACAGCGAGCCUGGAUUCUUCACGGAAAUAUUCACCGAGCUCAAGGUAUAUGACACCCUUUGGAGGCGUCCAUCACAGAACGUGGGGCUAUAAAAUCGAAAGAGCUUGCCUGUGGAACCGGAGAUCAUAGCAACCUCACUGGUAGUAGCCUCGAUCGAAACCUCGUUGUCUCCGGAGUCGCCGUUCCCACCAAGGCGGCUUGACAAAGCUACAGAGAACUCUUGGG